CCAAGAAUGAGGCUGCUUGCCCUCUUGUGCUCGAUCGGCUGCGCGGGCGCCGAACUCAUGCCAGGGUGUUACUCCACCUCAUGCGUGACCCGAGACUACACACACACUGGAGGCUGGCUCGUGAAAGACUAUCUCGUCGACGGAGCUCUUAUGUCAGUAGCAACUAAACCUGGGGACUAUGCCGUACGCUGGUCUUGCCACGGUCUCAACCCAAUCGACGAACCUGCACCACGUGUCUACACAUCUUACAUCGCAUACGAAGUCGAGUUGAUCGAUUGUGACAUUCCUCAGACCGUUUCUUAUAUGGACCUCAUCAAGAAGCUCAACAUAACCAGCAAGUACACAAAAUCUCUCACUAUUAGCACAACGAUGCGACCUCGAAACAGCAAAUGGUUUUCGACAGAUGACCUUGAAAAAAUUAAAAAUAAACACCAAGUUGGAAGCAACAACUGGCUAGCAGCUGCUGCCGCCAAUUUACCUAAAAAUUUCUUAGACAAUUUAACAUUACGUGGGAUCCCAAUGACCAUCGAUCAGUUUAUAAGUAUACAAAAACUUAAAAGCUUAACGUUAGUGGACACUGGUCUAGAAAAAAUGAUGAAUUUGAAAGAUUUUUCUAAUCUGAAACGACUUGAGCUUCGAGAGCCAUAUUUGCUGAACGCAGAAAACUUGAAUGCUACUAAUUUUGAAGAGCUGGUUCUUCACUCUCCAGAUGCAGGGCUAACUGCCAUGCCUCAGCUACGCAACGCCACAUUUAUAGAAGUUUAUAUGAUGGGAAGACUGUUUGGGAACUGCACCAAUUUAAACCAUUUGGCUUUGAUAGAUGGAACGCUGUCUGUACUCCCAGAUCAUUGGUUAGUAGGAUGUAGUGCGCUGAUCAGUUUGAAGAUAACCCAGUUGAGAAAUUUAAACAAAGUACCUGGUGACCUACUGGAUGAUACUACAGUAUUGCGAUACCUUGAUCUUAGCCACAAUAGCUUGGAAGCCUUACCUGAGGGUCUACUGGACAAUACUAGAAGUUUGGAGCAUCUUAAUGUUGGUGAUAAUAAUUUGAAGACCCUUCCUGAGAAUCUCCCGAUAUCCCUUAAAAGAGUGGAAGCAUGUGGCAAUGACCAACGUCCAUUGACAUACAAAACUUUGAGUACGUUGGAGCACUGGGCUUGCAUUAAAAUUAUGAGUCAACUUUGAUAUCACGAAACCACGAGUAAGAAGCAAAUAAAUUAUGUCGUGUUUUGAAUACUUUGGCCGCUUGUCUACAAGUCUGCACGCCGGUACCACGGCAGGAUUAUAAUUUCAUACAUAAGAAGCUCAUUGGAUUCCAAGAAGCUCAUUGGUAAAUUCGCCAUCAGAUAUAAGAGCGGACAAGGGGCUCAAAAUAUCCCAACGUCUUGACAAAAUUUUUGUGACGACUUUAGCCGUCUCCAUACCGAGGGCGAUACGACCCGGGGCUCGAACCCGCGAUCUCCGUUUCCUUCGCCCCAGUCAUCCGCUUGCAUUGUACAGUCGGCGACAGAUAAUUUUCCGGACACACAAUAGAGGGCGCUAAUUGCUCGUUAGUAAAUGUUUAAUGAACUGUCCAAAUUGCGAGCGGUAACGAGGUUAAGAAUAGGCCGGAGUUGGUAUUCCGUAAAACUUUACACUUCGUCCCCGCGAGGUUAUAAAAGUAUUGUUUCAUCAAUUGAGACUGCACUAUAAGUUGCAGUUAUGUUGCAGUCUUAACUAGAUACUCUCAUAUCCUCUAAGGCUAGCUGGAGGAGAUUCUUUAUAGAAUGAGCUCGCUUUUGUGUCUCUAUUCCUACAAAUUGAGUUUAAACUGUUGUACACAAUAAAGUGAUUACUACUACUACUACU
Molecule: messenger RNA, 1848 nt
Organism: Leguminivora glycinivorella
Lineage: Eukaryota; Metazoa; Arthropoda; Insecta; Lepidoptera; Tortricidae
Exons: 4
Coding region: 7-1185 (392 amino acids)
Cellular component (GO): voltage-gated potassium channel complex
Molecular function (GO): voltage-gated potassium channel activity; potassium channel activator activity; transmembrane transporter binding
Source: RefSeq, a predicted model, not a curated record